AUGUCCAAGGACCACAAGUGGUCCACAGGAGAUCUGCGUAACAUGAAGAUUAAACCGCUGGUACAUUUGAAACAAUCGACCGACGCCAUUUUGAAAGAAAAAUACCUUGUCUGCAGAUACCUACCACAGGGUGCUCGUGAUAAUGAUCUCCAAUACGACGGUGAUGCUAAUGGUGGGGACGCUCGCCUCAUAAACACAUGCUACAAUAAUAAUAAUAAUAAUAAUAAUAAUAAUAAUAAUAGGAGAACUUCAAUAAGGUUUGAUUACUCUAGCCUGACCAAAAAGCACAAUAAUAAUAAUAACCUGAAUGCUUGUAGCAGUGGCAAAAUCCGAAGUUUGGGUGGUGUAAAAGGUGAUUGUGAUGAUGAAGGGCACUAUGGUUAUGAUAGUGAUUAUCAACAGUUUGAAAACAAAGAGAACAGAUUGAAAUACAAAGACACUAAAUACCCGACGAAGCAAAAAUUACUACAUCAACAGCAACAACAUCAACAACAACAACAGCAGCAGCAGCUACUACUUAAGCGCCAGCAAGAAAUAGCCCUAUUGUAUCAGCAACAACAACAACACCAACUACAACAACAAUCAAAACAUAAUGGUAGUAAAAAAGGCAAGAGCGACGAAAAGAUUUUGAAAGAGCAAAAUAAUAUGCUGCAACAAUCACGCCAACAACAUCAACCACCACAACAACAACAACAACAUAUUCUCAAUUUGUCCAAUGUCAAUUUGAAAGGUUCUAAAAUAUCUCAAAAAAGUUCCAUAUCUAUACCUAAUCUCGAUGCUCAUGGGGAUACAAACAACGACACAGACAGAGAAAUUGAAAUAAGCCUUCCGACUUCUGAUCUCUCAAAACUCAUCAAAAACCUCAGCUAUCACUCAUACGACGACUUCCUGGACAACCUGCGCCAUCAGGGAAUCGCCAUACCCAAGAAUAAUAAACAUAAACAAAGAAAUAAACAACAUAGACAACGCAGUAGUCGUAGUUCUUCUCGAAGCGCUGAUUUCGAACUGACGGCCAACCACCAUAGCAGUUACUAUUACCACCCGGAAUGCAAGGAUGAGCCGACGAAGUACCUUUGCCUAUGUGGAACCGCCUUUACCUGGUCAACAAAAUUUUGUGUUGCCAACGGAGUGAAUUCCCACUUCGAGUUCCCGACAACCAAUCACAGCUCGGCCUUCCACUAUGCCCUGCUUACGAACCAGCCCUUUCCGCCAAUGACCAACUUCACCAUCGCCUUCUGGGUCCGAGUUUUAGAUCCCAAUCACAACGGGAUCGUGCUAUCGUACGGCAUUCGGAACGAUAACUCCUCCAUAUUUACCUUCCGCAGUGGGCCCACUCUGUCGAUGAAAAUUUUCGAGUCUAAUAUCGUGACGAGUGUUCAGCUGGACAGGCAGAAGUGGUGCCACGUUGUUUGGACCUGGGUUCUCUGGAGAAAUGGGACGGCAGUGUGGAGUUUGUUCGUGAAUGCCGUGCAGAGGGCGAGCGGACCUAAAACGAAAAUCACCACAUCAUCAUCGUCGUCGUCGUCAUCAUCGUCGUCGUCAAGUAAUAAAACAUCGCGUAGACAAAAAAAGCCGAAAAGAUCUUUGCACAAUAGCGGCGGAGCCGACGAUGGUGAUGAAGACGACGACGAUGGUGAUGAAGACGAAGACGAUGGUGAUGAAGACGAAGACGAUGGUGAUGAAGACGAAGACGACGAUGAUGAUGAAGACGAAGACGACGAUGAUGAUGACAUCACUGUUAAUGAUUCUAACAACAACAACGACGACGAUGAUGAUAAUAAUUCUGAUAUAAACAACACUAAUCUCGAUAACAAUGAAAAUAUCAUUACUGUGGAUAAUAAAGAUAAUGUUGCUAACGAUGCAAAUGACGUCAACAAAAUGGAAGAUGAUGCCACUGAGAAAGCCACGAUAGCGGCCGGCGGUGUAUUAGUAAUCGGCCACUCUUUCGUCGUCAUCAACGAUCAGGACGCCAUUUUGAAAAUGGCGGACGAGAAUUGCUGCCAUUUCCGUGGUGAUCUCGGGUUUAUACACGUCUGGGAUUACGAGUUCAGUUUUGACGAGGUGACGAACUUGUACAAAGAUUGCAGGCUAACAAUGGUUGGCAAUGCCGUACAGUGGUCCAGUUUUAGGAGUGGGACUAGAGGAAUCCGGAUUAAGUGGCCGACGGAUAUUUUUGAUGUGACGAGAUGUUUUUCUGAAGAGGAGUCCACUCUGACGUGCAAUCAGUAUUGUAAUCUAGUAAGAGGGCCUAAAUGUGCAGAGGAGAUUCUUUCGAACAUAUUAUGGAGUAGGACUACAGCCGACAGUUACGUGAAAGCUUCUUGCGACAGCUUCUCGCACGACGUCGCUAACGACAGCCACACUAGGUACAUACGAAGGCAUUGUACUCGAACGUCGGAUAACAGAGGCAAAUGGAUGUCUCCUGUUCUCAAUGAUUGUCUAUCUAAACCGUAUCUCGACAUUGAUAUUCAGCAGCAACAACAGCAGCAGCAGCAACAACAACAGCUGCAACAACUACAGCAGCAACAUGGCGAAAAGUUAGAGGCCGAAUUGAAACUAAUCUUGAACAUGCUGAACAGCCUGAGGCAUAAGACACAACCGGACAACAUCAUGGAUAUUUCAACUCUUAUCAAAUCCGUUUGCAAUCUCAUCGAGUUUCAGAAUGCGGCCUUGAUAAAACUACUAAAACUCUACUACAACAACAACAACAACAACAACAAAGAUGAUAAUACAAAGUUUCCACCGGAUUUCAUUCGAAAGUUGGACAUGUUUGGGAUAAGUAGGAAGCAGGAUAGGAUGGUUUAUCCGACAAUUUCAGACUCCGACCAGUUCAUAAAAAACAUAUCGUCAACUCUAGAUGGUUUACUUCAGCCUGAAAACAUUUGGCUCUGGUUGAAUUCAAACCCACCCGGAUCGGAACCUGACGCAUUACUAGUGACUCUAGAACAUUUGGCUGAUUUAGUGGCAAACUCUUUACACUUUCAUCUAGCGAGGGGCGAUUUAGUGAUUAAAGAUAAGGAGUCCUAUGUUAACGUUACAUUUUCUAGAUUUGAAAUGAAAGUCGGUAUGUUUAAGCGAAACCGGCUGAACGAGACGUACAUACCGACCUGGUUGGAGAAUCGAGUCUGGUCCCGAGAUUCCAAUUUCUCGGUAUCCUUAGAACCGUCUCAAUUCCAUUCUCGUCACAAUCCUCACUCAAAUCUGGUCGAUUUUACCGAGAGAAGCGAAUACGAACCGUACACGUUCGGUAUCGUCCACGUUUCAAACAUUCUCAACGAUAAUCACCACGAGUCAACAAAAUGGACAUGGUCAGCCAAGGAAUGCAACUUGUUACUCGCCAACGUAACACACGCAACAUGCCAAUGCACAGGCGAGGGAUUUUACGGAUUGCUAUCUGAUCUCUUUGACAUUAAUUAUGUACCACCGGAAGCGGAUCUGACCUUUGUAACCUACCCCUCAUACAUUGGCUCCCUCGGAUCUGUGGCGUUCUGUGGCUAUACGCUGAUACUGCUUAUAUACUACAAGUCAAGGACGAAGGCAACAGCCACACACAGACACCUGGCGGUCACCAUCAUCGCUCAACAUCUCGUGUUUUUGUUCGGCACUGAACAAAUUAAAAUUAAGAUUGUAUGCAUCCUCUCAGCGGUAUUUCAGCACUUUUUAACGUUGUCAUCAUUCUGCUGGCUGAUGAACGAGGCAUUCAACUUGUACAUCGUCAUAACCUACUCCGCCCACUCCAGGGCCGAUGAGGAUGAAAACGAAGGCGGAAAUAUGAUCAAGUAUUACGUGUUACAUUGCCUGGAAUCAUCUGUGGUUCCUGGUGGCUCCAGUCUUUAUUGUUCUUAUCGUUAG
Molecule: messenger RNA, 3852 nt
Organism: Helobdella robusta
Lineage: Eukaryota; Metazoa; Annelida; Clitellata; Rhynchobdellida; Glossiphoniidae
Exons: 24
Coding region: 1-3852 (1283 amino acids)
Biological process (GO): G protein-coupled receptor signaling pathway
Cellular component (GO): membrane
Molecular function (GO): G protein-coupled receptor activity
Source: RefSeq, a predicted model, not a curated record